AUGAGCGUUCCGGGCCAGGCGUUCCGGCUGGGCCUGGCGGGAGGCGGCAGCUUCACGGAGGACGCGCCCAGGCCGCCGGUGCCCGGGGAGGAGGGGGAGCUGGUCCCGGCCAGCAGCCAUGCCUGCUUCUUCUCCCCCGGCCUCAAGGCGGAGGCUGCCGCCCCCCGGCGCCCGGACCUGGACCUGGGCUACGAGCCCGAGGGCAGCGCCUCCCCCACGCCGCCCUACCUGCGCUGGGCCGAGUCCCUGCACUCCCUGCUGGACGACCAGGACGGCAUCCACCUCUUCCGCACCUUCCUCAAGCAGGAGGCCUGCGCCGACCUCCUGGACUUCUGGUUCGCCUGCAGCGGCUUCCGCAAGCUGGAGCCCUCCGACGCCAACGAGGAGAAGAGACUCAAGCUGGCCAAAGCCAUCUACAAAAAGUACGUCCUGGACAGCAACGGGAUCGUCUCGCGCCAGAUCAAGCCCGCCACCAAGAGCUUCAUUAAGGACUGCGUCCUGAAGCAGCUCAUCGACCCCGCCAUGUUCGACCAGGCCCAGACCGAGAUCCAGGCCAUGAUCGAGGAGAACACCUACCCCCUCUUCCUCAAGUCCGAUAUUUAUUUGGAAUAUACCAGGACCGGGGGGGAGAGCCCCAAAAUGUACAGCGAUCAGAGCUCAGGGUCUGGGACGGGGAAAUGCCUCUCGGGUUACUUGCCAACCCUCAACGAGGACGAGGAGUGGAAGUGCGACCAGGACGCUCAGGAGGAGACGGGGCGCGAUUCGGUCCCUUCCAGCAGGCUGACCCAGAAGCUGCUCCUGGAGACAGCCCCUCAGCGGGCCACCUCCUCAAGGCGGUACAGUGAGGGGAGAGAGUUCAGGCAUGGGCCUUGGAGAGAGCCGGUGAAUCCUUACUAUGUCAACACGGGCUAUGCCCUGGCCCCCGCCACCAGCGCCAACGACAGCGAGCAGCACAGCAUGUCCAGUGAUGCCGACACCAUGUCUCUGACGGACAGCAGCGUAGAUGGGAUUCCGCCGUACCGACUCCGAAAGCAGCAUCGCAGAGAGAUGCAGGAAAGUGCCAAAGCAAAUGGACGUGUGCCACUACCUCACAUUCCUCGUACCUACCGAAUGCCAAAGGAUAUCCAUGUUGAGCCGCAGAAGUUUGCUGCAGAGCUGAUCAAUCGGCUGGAGGAAGUCCUGAGGGACCGGGAAGCAGAGGCCAAGCUGGAGGAGCGCCUGAAGCGCGUCAGAGCGGAGGAAGAAGGUGAUGACGCCAACCUCCCCUUGGGCCCCUCCCUUCUGAGCCACAAGUUGCCCCCCACGCAGCUCUUGCCCCACUUUGCCCCCCGCUACGCGGAGAUGCAGCUGAGGGAUGCCCAUGAGGAGAACCCGGAGAGCAUCCUCGACGAGCAUGUCCAGCGUGUCCUGAAGACGCCGGGCUGCCAGUCGCCAGGCCCCGGCCGGCACUCCCCCAAGCCGCGUUCCCCUGACAGUGGACUGCCCGGGAAGCUGCUGCACGGCAUGGUGGGGACGGUUCCCCUGGGGCACGGCAAGCACCUGGCCAAGGCGGGGCUGAAGCUGGAGGCCGCCAGCCUCCACCACCACAAGCACGUCUAUCACCACGGCCUCCUCCACCACCACGGCGCUCUCAAGCCCAAGGAGCCCCUGGAGACGGAAGGCGGCCAGCGCGGGCAGGGCAGCUUUGCCUGGAACCUGGACGCUCACAGCUAUGCAACGAAGGGGCGAGCCUACGGGGAAGGCCUCAGCCUGGCCCCAGCACCCGGGGAUUCCUUGGGCCACAGUGGGAAAGCCAGCCUGCUCUCCAAAAGGAACCCCAAGAAGCUGGAGGUGGGGAAGAGCGAGGGGGGGCCCAGCUACGACAUGCCAGGCUCUCCGGAGGAUGUGGAGAAAAACCAGAAGAUCAUGCAGUGGAUCAUCGAAGGCGAGAAGGAGAUCAGCCGACACAAGAAGACGACUCAUGGGUCUUCGGGGGCCAAGAAGCCUCUGGUGCAUGAGGUGUCCCGCCCCAUCUCCAUGGAGCGCCCCCUGGCCGUUCACCCCUGGGUCAGCACCCAGCUGCGGACCGUCGUGCAGCCCUCGCACCCCUUCAUCCAGGACCCCACCAUGCCCCCCAACCCGGCUCCCAACCCGCUGACCCAGCUGGAGGAGGCGCGCCGGCGGCUGGAAGAGGAGGAGAAGCGGGCCGGAAAGGCGGCCGCCAAACAGCGGUACGUGCAAGAGGUUAUCCAGCGUGGGCGCUCCUCUGUCAGGCCGGCUUGUAUUCCAGUGCGGAACGUGGUCCCCGCCGUCUCUGACCUGGAUCUCUCCGAGGCCGAGGUGAAGCCGCUGAAGAGGCCGGGUGGGGGCGGCUCCUCCUCCUCCUCCUCCUCCCAGCCUUCGGAGAACAUCGUGGUGGCCUACUACUUCUGCGGGGAGCCCAUUCCCUACCGCACCCUGGUCAAGGGGCGGGUGGUCACCCUGGGGCACUUCAAGGAGCUCCUCACCAAGAAAGGGAAUUACCGGUAUUACUUCAAGAAGGUGAGCGACGAGUUUGACUGCGGGGUGGUGUUUGAGGAGGUACGCGAGGAAGAGGCUGUCUUGCCCAUCUUUGAAGAGAAGAUCAUUGGGAAGGUGGAGAAGAUCGACUAGCUCAGAGGA
Heteronotia binoei (common prickly gecko) is the source of this 2640-nucleotide messenger RNA. RefSeq names its product axin 1 (gene AXIN1). Gene Ontology annotation, biological process: negative regulation of canonical Wnt signaling pathway. The record is from RefSeq and is a predicted model, not a curated record. NCBI's taxonomy places the organism in Eukaryota, Metazoa, Chordata, Lepidosauria, Squamata, Gekkonidae. The transcript is spliced from 10 exons. Bases 1 to 2631 code for a protein of 876 amino acids.